AUGGGCUGUCCUACCUUCCUAGCUAAGCACCCUGCUUAUCUCUGUUACGUUCGUGAAGUUGCUUCUGGAGAACUUGUGAUGCCGGAAUACGAAAGGGAUGAGAAGAACCAUGUCAUUCUCCAGGUUGGCGAGCAGUAUUGUCGCUAUUUAGGAUGCACUGUCAGCGAUCAUCCCUACCUGACUGGAAACUUGCGGAAGCAUGUCGGCCGUCACAGUGAAGAUGUGCAAGUUGCCGAUGGUGUCACCGGUCUGAUCAGUUUUAUUGAACAAGAGAAAGUCCGAGGUAAGCUGGAUAGUCUGAGUUUGCAAAGACAUACCUAA
This is a messenger RNA of Penicillium vulpinum, 321 nucleotides long. RefSeq lists its product as uncharacterized. Lineage: Eukaryota; Fungi; Ascomycota; Eurotiomycetes; Eurotiales; Aspergillaceae. The transcript is spliced from 3 exons. The record is from RefSeq and is a predicted model, not a curated record. The coding region runs from base 1 to 321 and encodes 106 amino acids.